AAACCCUAGUCUUAAAAAAAGAGAAAAAAGUUCUGUUCCUCCGAGGCCUGGCGGGACUGAGAAAAAAUGGGGAAGAGAGUGCAAAAGCACAAGCAAAGAGAACUGCUCCAAACAUUGGGAGAUUUCACGUCCAAAGAGAAUUGGGACAACUUCUUCACUAUCAGAGGUAGCGAUGAUGCAUUUGAGUGGUACUCUGAGUGGCCUCAGCUUCAAGACCAUCUCAUCGCCCAGAUAUCUGAAGACUCGCAUAUUCUUGUCCCUGGUUGCGGAAACUCCAAGCUUUCCGAACACCUAUACGACUCUGGUCGCCGGAAUAUCACCAAUAUUGACUUCUCCAAGGUCGUUAUAUCUGAUAUGUUGAGGAGAAAUGUCCGAGCACGACCAGAAAUGAAGUGGCGUGUGAUGGAUAUGACUGCUAUGCAGUUAGAGAACGAGAGCUUUGAUGUUAUCGUGGAUAAGGGAGGCUUGGAUGCUUUAAUGGAGCCAAAGCUUGGUCCUAAGUUUGGAAAUCAGUAUAUAUCUGAGGUGAAGAGAGUGCUAAAAACUGGAGGGAAGUUUUUUUGUCUCACUUUGGCGGAAGUUCAUGUAUUAGAUGUGCUUUUUCACAAGUUUCGCCAUGGGUGGAAGAUGAGUGUUCAUGCUAUUCCUCUAACACCAUCCAAAGAGUUCAGCCUGCAGACCUAUAUGGUCAUGGCUAAAAAAGACAAUUCUUGUGUGUUGUCACAGAUAUUAUCCCCAUUUGAUCAUUCAUCCGUAUGUUCACUUGGAGAGCAGGCUGAUGGGCUCCAUAAGGCACUCAAAAUUGAAAAUAGAAUUCGGGAGGAAUAUCUGAAUUGCACUGACAUAAUCCACUCACUUGAAGAGUUGAAGUUAGGAGCUCAAGGGGACUUGACAGAGCGCUGUCCAGGUAGACGACUUCAGCUAACCUUAGGAGAGCCUGGGGGUUCCAGCUUCGCAUACAAAGGUGCUCUUCUUGAUGCACGGGAAGACUUGGGCCCAUUCUCGUAUCACUGUGGGGUAUUUCUUGUUCCAAAGGAUCGAGCUCAUGAGUGGCUGUUCUCGACCGCAGAAGGUCAAUGGGUUCUUGUAGAAAAUUCAAAGGCUGCACGUCUUAUUGUGAUUUUGUUAGAUUUUAGCCUUACCUCUGCCAGUAUGGGUGAUAUCCAGAGUGACCUGUCUCCUCUGGUGAAGCAAUUGGCACCAAUAGAGUGUGUUGAUGUUUCCCAAAUUCCGUUUAUGGCUGCAAGUGAUGGGAUCAAGCAGAGGAAUAUUGUCCAUGAGAUCACAUCUUCUUUGACUGGUGCAAUGACUGUAGAUGAUGUUAUGUAUGAACACACUGACGAGAACAUCAGCCAUCUCUUCUCAUCAGCUAAUGUCAUAUUCCGCCGCCUUACUUUCCAACGAACUGAGAGUUUGGUGCAAUCUGAGGCUGUGCUAACAUGUGAAGUUUCCCAGAAUUAUAAAGUUGAAAAGAAUAAGAAGAAAAGCCUAACUUCUAAAUCCCGAAAGAAGGGAAGUCAGACAAAUUCUGAGGGAUUGAAGGUUGACCAUAGAUACUUGGCUAGUCAGUAUCAUACUGGAAUCAUUUCUGGGCUUACAUUAGUUUCUUCAUACCUGAGCAGUAUUUCAUCUAAAGGAGGCAUGGCAAAAACAGUUGUAAUUGGUCUUGGAGCAGGAUUGCUUCCGAUGUUUCUGCACAGGCACAUUUCUUCCCUUGAGAUUGAGGUUGUGGAGUUAGAUCCUGUGGUUCUAGAUCUUGCUAGAGACCACUUUGACUUUAGAGAGGAAGUAAACCUAAAGGUACAUAUUACUGAUGGGUUAAAGUUUGUUAGAGAGGCAGCUCACUCAGUCAAGUCUACUAUAGAUAAUCUGCCCGAGUUCAAGUGCCCUUCGUCAAAUGGGUCUUCUGUGUCCUAUCCAGUGUCCAAUAACACUCCGCACAUUGACAUUCUUAUUGUCGAUGUGGACUCUUCAGAUUCUAGUUCUGGUUUGAGAUGCCCUGCUGCAGAUUUUAUUGAAGAGUCAUUUCUUACAGCCGUAAAAGAUUCUCUCUCUGAGCAAGGCCUCUUCAUAAUCAACUUGGUUUCUAGGUCUCCUGCCAUAAAAGAUUUGGUCUUUUCAAGAAUGAAAUCGAUAUUUAAUCACAUUUUCCACCUUGAGCUGGAAGAAGAUGUCAACGAAGUUGUCUUUGCUCUCAAAACAGAAAAUUGUAUUUCUGAGGAUUGCCUUCCUGGAGCUUGUGAUGAACAACUUCUCACAUUGCUAAGGAUGGAAGAAUCCAACUUUGCUCAACCCAUAAUAGACGUUUCAAAGAAGAUAAAAAAGAUACAAUGAAUUAUUAACUAUUAAAAGCGCAAUGCAGUUGUUGCAUGAUUCAUCAAAGGAAAGUUCUGUCAGAUUGCGUUCAUUAAUGUGCACAACUUCAUAUAGCUGUAUAGAUAAUUCCCAAGUUUAUUCAUCUUCCUGCCCCUAGGUGUAUAUGUGGGUUUGCCAAGUGCAAGUUGUAUUUUCCUUGUGAUUGGUGCAUGCUUGUGUGUGUUCAAUCCAUAAGUGGAACUGUGGAAGUGUCAAGUGUAUAUGUCCCUGCGCAGGAAUGCGGGAUACAAGUUUAUUAUUAAUACAAGCCUGCAAGGCAUUUUUGAAUGUGUGGUUAUUGAUGUAAUUAUUUGGGACGUCCCUUGAUUUUUAUAAAGUUAUUAACAAGAAAAAUGAAACAGGGAUGUCUUUUACGCA
This is a messenger RNA of Cuscuta epithymum, 2733 nucleotides long. The record is from the annotation of a GenBank genome assembly. Lineage: Eukaryota; Viridiplantae; Streptophyta; Magnoliopsida; Solanales; Convolvulaceae.